AAAGGAGCUCUCAAGAUUAUCAUUUUUGUCACUCACCGGGUUCUCGUCCACCUCUUCUACGCUCCAUCGUAACCCUUGCCCAACGACCCUCAAAUCGCAAUGGACCAAAUGAUUCAUUUCGACGCCAUCCUAUUCCCUUCCGACGGACGUCCGCCGUCCCUUGUCCAACUCAUGACUAGUCCAAUGACGAUCUCGACUCAUCAUUCUUCCUACACCACUUCCCCGUCGCGCAUGCCCCACCCUGAAAUUCACAUGGACUACAUCGCUGAUGGUAUUGGUCCCCGGGCAUGGAAAUAUCAGCUUGUAGAAGCCCUCGAUGGCAUGAAUCGAAAGUUCGCGAACCCUUAUAUUAUUUUCUACCCCGUUGUCUCCCGGGAUGGCAUGCCAUUUCCCGUGAACAAGAACAUCAGAGAGAUACAGGGGCGAUCUUACAAGGAAGAGGUCGCUUGGCGAGGGAAUAUAGUCAUCGCCAAGUACCGCGACAACCCGUUCUCUUCCAUGAUGAACGCGUCGAUGGCCGACUUCCCCCUGCUGAAAAAUUACCUUUUGACGCACGGAUCUCCUGCCGAGCAUUGAGGUAUGUUUUUUACGUCGCUCUGCUUUUUCCGGCGGAACAUGACUUUACCACCCUGAACUAGCAAAAGUACCCUGUCCAACGAAUGCUGACCUGAUCUUCACGCCUUUUGUUUUUUGCGACGAGAGAAAAAGUUUUAUGGCUAGACUAAUCUGGGACUGUACAUGCAUAUAUAUUACAGGACAAUAUGGCAUCGAGUAGUAUUAAAUUACAGAGACAUGAAAGAGCCAACAAACUAGAGUUCUUCGUGGCUUUUCCCUUCUGUUUUCUCCUUAGGUUUUGAGACCUUUUUCCGUUCCUUCGUAUCCCUCUUAGGAUUGACGUCGUCUCGAGCCGCCUUCUUUGGAUUGCAAUGCUCAGGAAUCGGACUUGCAGGGUCAAUCGGUGGAUGCGACACCUUGCCAACCUUGAAGUAAUCUUUAUGAUUUGUAUAAAACUCUUUC
Desarmillaria tabescens is the source of this 1017-nucleotide messenger RNA. RefSeq lists its product as uncharacterized. The record is from RefSeq and is a predicted model, not a curated record. Lineage: Eukaryota; Fungi; Basidiomycota; Agaricomycetes; Agaricales; Physalacriaceae. The transcript has 6 exons. Bases 100 to 576 code for a protein of 158 amino acids.